Messenger RNA from Drechmeria coniospora, 951 nucleotides. RefSeq names its product MAGE protein. The record is from RefSeq and is a predicted model, not a curated record. Gene Ontology annotation, biological process: DNA repair. The transcript is spliced from 4 exons. Bases 1 to 951 code for a protein of 316 amino acids. Gene Ontology annotation, cellular component: nucleus. Lineage: Eukaryota; Fungi; Ascomycota; Sordariomycetes; Hypocreales; Ophiocordycipitaceae.
AUGCCCCCGUCCCAGAGAAGGAGACGUCCGGCCGAAGACGAGGAAUCGGAGGAAGAUGCCCCGCCUCGACAACGCCAGAAUCGUGGUCACUCGGAUGAUGAGCCCGAUUACGAUUCCGGGGAUGGCGUGGAUGUUGACGGUGACCGAAAUCACAACGCCGACAAUCAGUUGGCCAAGAAGUUGGUUCGAUACGCCCUUUCUUGCGAAUAUUCUCGGACGGCGAUACGGAGGGAUGGAAUCAAAGAGAGGGUUCUCCUGAACCAAGGCCGUUCCUUCAAACGGAUAUUUGCUCUGGCACAAACACAGCUUCGAGCCGUCUGGGGCAUGGAGCUUCGAGAGUUGCCGGUCCGAGAGAAGAUGUCACUGCAAGAAAAAAGACAAGCGAUGAACUCGCACUCGCAGGUUAAAACUGGCUCCGGAUCGUACAUCCUAACGUCGACACUACCAGCGGCGUACCGCACCGCUGCCAUUAUCAAGCCAUCAAGAACGCCGAGCGCAGAAGAGGAAGCCUCAUAUGCUGCCUUCUACACUCUUGUUGUUUCCUUGAUAUGGCUGAACGCUGGCGAACUGAGCGAACAGAAGCUCAAGCGAUACCUCAUGCGCCUGAAUGCGGACCAAAACUUUACCAACGAAAAAACAGAAGUAACGCUGAAGAAGAUGGAGAGGCAAGGUUACGUGGUGAAGAAAGUUGAACGGCCUCCAAUCGGGCAUGACGGAGACCACACCAUCACUUGGCACGUAGGACCGCGGGCGAAGGAAGAAGUCGGGCUCGACGGCGUCAUGGGAAUGGUGAGGGAAGUAUACGACGAAUGGAGCCCGGAUAUGGAGAAGAAGCUACGUGCCAGCUUUGGAAUGAAGGCAAGGCAAGGAGCAACCGGCGGAGGGGGCGAGAACGGAACGGGGGAAUAUGGAAGCCCAGCCGGUGGUGGCGAAGGCAAUGGCGAAGACUAG